Molecule: messenger RNA, 873 nt
Organism: Exophiala oligosperma
Lineage: Eukaryota; Fungi; Ascomycota; Eurotiomycetes; Chaetothyriales; Herpotrichiellaceae
Exons: 3
Coding region: 147-797 (216 amino acids)
Source: RefSeq, a predicted model, not a curated record
GUCGCCUACAGACUCACUUUACAAUCUUUAGACUUUUAGACAGAAAGACCCAAGGCGUAAGAUUCGAAUUACUCUGGACGUCGUUCUUUUUACUUUGUGGGUAUCAAUCGGUUCCCCUUUUUUAAAACCCGGCGUAUCCAAACCAAAUGGCCCACACGGCGGCCAUCACUGGCCCCUUUGUGCGAGUCACAAGACAAGAAGAACUCGUCAACUUUGCUCAAGUGCUGGCUGGAGCGUUUUCCAAUGAUAGAUUGAGUCGGUAUUUGUAUCUCGGUCGAGAAUCUAGACCCGAUCAUCCGAAAAAUUCCCAACACGACGAGAGAGUGAGGUACUGGUUACCUGCCGUCCAGAGUCGGUUCGAAAAGGAUUCUUUAUUGUUGCAAAGUUUCGAUUGGGCCGCAGUAGCAUUGUGGAUCCCACCUGGAAUUGAAAAACCGAAUCCAUCAGCGACGGCCACAGAAGGGGCUUUUGAAUACAAAACCAAAGUCGACCAAUGUAAAAAGAAACACCUCGGCAAUUCACUGCAUUGGAAUCUCAAUCUCGUGGGAAGAAUGCCGGAUAGAACGGACAAAGGAGCCAUUCGAGCAUUAAUCAGUCCGAUUUUGGAAAAAGCGCGUCAAGAUGGAUUACCGGCAUGGCUCGAAGCCACCAACGAACACGCCAGGGCCGUAUAUACCCAUCUCGGCUUCAAGGAAGUAGAUCGGUUCAGGAUAGGCGAGGGCGUGAUCAAUUCGGAAGGUUGGGCUCAAGAGAAUGGGGAGGGUGUUUUGAUAUACGCCAUGAUUGCUGGUUUAUGAUGUUGAAAAGUAUAUACACACAUACACAUACACAUACACACCAUAAACUCGAGUUGUCUCUGAUAUGCUAUGAUUG